AUAUAAGACAGCAGUAGCAGCAGAGAUCUGCAAUAGAUAAACACAGUCUCACACACACCAGCUGGAUUGCUCGCAGACACACACCACAACUACAGAGGGACAGACGCUGUAGAAUUAGAGAACUGUGGCUCCGACUUCUCUAAUAUUCUAUUUUAAUGGGCUUAUUGUCAUCUAUCAUUUCAGUGGAAAACAGCCACAGAGAAAGAAAGAGGCAGGUGUGCCCUUUAAGAGGGGGAGCAGCUGAGGCAAGGACGGCAUCAGAGUCUCCAUCCUCUGUGGAGUGAUUAACGCUGCUCUGAAAGGAAGCAGAGAUGGCUGUUGCUAGGAUACAUGGCAAGGAUUUGUGGUUCUGAAGAGUGCAAGAAAGAGAGGUGGUCAGCCAAAGCUCUCCGGUUUUCUGUUCUCGUUCCUUCCACCUGGACAUAGGCUGCAAUGGUUGGCAGUAUUCAAAGGCCCAAACCUGUCUGAGUGAGCCCUAUGAACAGCAGACCCAAUGGACAUCAAAGGCCAGUGCUGGACAGACGAGGAGUCGGACGGGGAGAACGAGUCCGAACAGUUCCUGUAUGGCAUUCAGGGGAGCUGUGCUGCUGACCUGUACCGCCACCCUCAACUGGAUGCAGAUAUUGAGGCAGUAAAAGACAUCUACACUGACAGUGCUGUCUCUGUUAGGGAGUAUGGAACCAUUGAUGACGUGGACAUCGAUCUUCAUAUUAACAUCGGUUUUUUAGAUGAGGAGGUUGCGACAGCUUGGAAAGUUAUCAGAACAGAGCCCAUUAUUCUGAGACUGCGCUUUUCUCUUUCUCAGUACCUCGAUGGACCUGAGCCGUCAGUAGAAGUGUUCCAGCCCUCCAAUAAAGAAGGCUUUAGCCUGGGCCUGCAGCUCAAAAAGAUCCUGAGCACGUUCACCUCACAGCAGUGGAAGCACCUCAGUAAUGAGUUCCUCAAGGCCCAGCAGGAGAAGAGGCACAGCUGGUUCAAAGCCGGAGGAACCAUCAAGAAGUUCCGAGCCGGACUCAGUAUCUUCUCCCCCAUACCCAAGUCUCCAAGUUUUCCUUUGAUCCAAGACACAGUUUUAAAAGGGAAGCUGAGCGUCCCUGAGCUGAGAGUGACCCGCCUGAUGAACCGCUCUAUCUCAUGUACCAUGAAGAACCCCAAAGGGGAGCUCUUCAGCUAUCCACCAAACAGCCAGACUGUGGCUGUCCCGGCGGCCAGGGCCCCUGCGCAGAUUACCACGAGGCAGCUGAUUGAAUUGUUUUUCUCAUCCCAGGCGGGCGGCCACUGCAAGAACAUCCCUACCUUGGAGUAUGGCUUCUUAGUGCAGAUAAUGAAGUACUCGGAGCAGAGGAUCCCCACACUCAACGAGUACUGUGUGGUGUGUGACGAACAGCACGUCUUUCAGAACGGAUCCAUGCUGAAGCCGGCUGUGUGCACCAGGGAGCUGUGUGUGUUCUCCUUCUACACUCUGGGUGUGAUGUCCGGAGCUGCAGAGGAAGUGGCCACUGGAGCAGAGGUAGUGGACCUACUUGUGGCUAUGUGUCGAGCUGCUCUCGAGUCUCCCCGUAAGAGCAUCAUCUUUGAGCCGUACCCAUCAGUUGUUGACCCCAACGACCCCAAGACUCUGGCCUUCAACCCAAAGAAGAAGAAUUAUGAGAGACUGCAGAAAGCAUUGGACAGCGUCAUGUCUAUUCGGGAAAUGACCCAGGGCUCAUAUCUAGAGAUCAAGAAACAGAUGGACAAACUUGACCCUUUGGCCCAUCCCCUGCUACAGUGGAUUAUUUCCAGUAACAGGUCUCAUAUCGUCAAGCUGCCUCUGAGUAGGCAACUGAAAUUCAUGCACACCUCCCACCAGUUCCUGCUGCUCAGCAGCCCCCCGGCAAAGGAGGCUCGUUUUCGCACUGCCAAGAAGCUAUAUGGCAGCACCUUCGCCUUCCAUGGUUCCCAUAUAGAGAACUGGCACUCUGUUCUGAGAAAUGGACUAGUCAAUGCCUCUUAUACCAAACUGCAGCUGCAUGGGGCAGCGUAUGGAAAGGGGAUCUAUCUGAGCCCCAUCUCCAGCAUAUCUUUUGGAUACUCAGGAAUGGGGAAAGGACAGCACCGCAUGCCCACCAAAGAUGAACUGGUGCAGCGUUACAACCGCAUGAAUACCAUACCACAGAGCCGUCCAAUACAAUCAAGGUUUCUUCAGAGUCGAAAUCUCAACUGCAUCGCUCUGUGUGAAGUUAUCACAUCUAAGGAUCUGCAGAAACAUGGUAACAUCUGGGUGUGUCCAGUAUCUGACCACGUCUGUACUCGCUUCUUUUUUGUGUACGAGGAUGGCCAAGUAGGAGAUGCCAACAUCAACACCCAGGAGCCUAAGGUGCAGAAGGAGAUCAUGCGUGUGAUUGGGACCCAGAUCUACUCCAGCUAAUGGCGGUUCUCCAUGCGUCUCUCUGGCGGAGGCACACAGGCAGGCAGACAGCGAAUGUUUGGGCGGGGCCGACCUCAGGCCCGAUACGGAAGGCUGAGGGAGCUCUUGAGCACAUUAAGUCGUUUUUGUUCUUGUCCUCUCAUUUUCCUCUCCCUUCUUUGUUCCUCUUCUCCGAGUGGUUACACAUUACAUGUUCAUUUAACCUUGAGUUAAAGUCAGUCUGCUUUUCUCAGUUAACAUACCGAUGAAGAAAAAAAAAAAAAAGGAAGUAGUCACUGGUUUGGCUCCACACACACACACACACACACACACACACACACACUUUCAAACCAUUGGUCGACUGGGCUUUCUCCUUUCUUGCUGCACUUUUACUGAUCCUCUGGACUAAUGAACUCUAUCAUUUCUCUUUGUGAAUAUCGAGUAAAAAAAAAAAGAAAAAAAAGAAUCAUUUCAAACGAUUAAUUAGAUCCCUUUGUGGCAAAUAAGUGAUGGAUUUACAUACACACAGAAGGUUGUUCUCUUAUUGUGUUUGCAAAGGCAUUUUUUCCCAUCCAUUUAUUUAAUAUUUUUUGACUAAUGACAUGAAUUAGGUCUGUGACAUGGUUAUCUGAGCGGCAAGCACUGCUCUGUCACUUUGUCCUUGUUCGCUCCCAGAAUCCAAUAAGCGAGGUGUGGCUUGAAACACACAUACACUAUAGGCACUUUGUUUUUGAUAACAUUAUCAAAUGUAAUAAAAACAGAAUUGUUUUUUAGUUUUUUUUUUCAUAACAGAAUUAAGAUGGUUCUCAUUGAUAAUGCACCUUCAAACCCUCACAGCCCCCAAAUGUAAAAAAAACAGGAAUUAAAAAAGAAAAUUAAUACUUUUAUCUUACUGGAUGAAAGUGACAAAAAAAUCAAACAAACAGUGGAUUUAGUCUGUGGACAUGUUAUAUCUGUUAUCUUAUGUUCAAUAAUCUACCACAAUAUUAUCAUCACUUUUUCUUUAAGUGGUGGAUAUCUCAUUUCAAAAUGAAUCUCUCUGUGUAUGAACUCUUCCCAUUGAAUUCACAACUUAUAAAAAUCCACUGUACAGAAAAUCAUGGACAAUUUUACCCAACUGACGCUUUCCAGUCCAGGUGAGCUCACAUCCUCCCAACCCCCUACCUGAUGGACACUGGAUGUUAUAGAUCGGCAUUAAUGUGCAACUCUGGUUUCACCUUGGAGAAUAGCAACCUUGUAUAGCUAAUCAAGUUUAUCAGUUAGUCAUGUACUGUAUGUAUGUAUGUACGUGUGGGUUUGUAUUUUCUUGACAUUAUACUAGACAUUGCACUUAUUCAACGUUUGCCUAAACUGGAGAAAUGGACUGUCCUUGGACCUGCAGUAGACGAGUUGUGGAGGAAAGGUGGUGAAAAAAGUAUUUAUGGAGUCAGCAAGACUAGAAUAUCCAACACCAUGUCUGUACUGAGAUGGGCUUUCAGUGUCUCCUGGAACUUAAGAUUCUGACUACUGAAUGGACUUUGAGGCACAAAAAGAGGGCAACUUGUAAAUAAGGACAUUGGAGACCUCGUUGAAAUGUAUUGCCCAAAAAAGGAGUGGACAUGUACAGCUUACUCAUUGUGUUGCGGGGACUGUGCUAAUAGCUGAUGCCUGUUUUUUGAGGUUUAAGCUACGAGUCUCUUUGAGAAUCUAUUCUCUGGCUGUGUGUCUGGUGAGUAAUGUUUUCAAAGAUGACGUUGACGACAGUGAUGGUGAUUAUGACAAUGGUGAUGAAAGGCGACGAUGCAGGAAAAAAAGAAUAAAGCCUCAUUUUGCACAGUUUUA
Sander lucioperca (pikeperch) is the source of this 4207-nucleotide messenger RNA. RefSeq names its product protein mono-ADP-ribosyltransferase PARP6. Gene Ontology annotation, molecular function: kinase binding; NAD+ poly-ADP-ribosyltransferase activity; protein serine/threonine kinase activator activity. Gene Ontology annotation, biological process: endoplasmic reticulum unfolded protein response. Bases 494 to 2407 code for a protein of 637 amino acids. The transcript has 24 exons. The record is from RefSeq and is a predicted model, not a curated record. Lineage: Eukaryota; Metazoa; Chordata; Actinopteri; Perciformes; Percidae. Gene Ontology annotation, cellular component: endoplasmic reticulum tubular network; nuclear envelope; intracellular anatomical structure.